AUGGAUACUGGUUCCCCCCGCUCCCGUCCUCACGAACAAGAAUGCGAAAGGGAACUUGUUCGAUUAUUGGUAGAACACGGCGCUACAGAUCUUGAACGCUUGAUUAUCCUGCAAGACAAGGGAUGGAAUGAUACCACUACAGAACUUCAUUUUUGCAAACAGCGCCACACUUCUGAUACCUGCUCGCCCAAGCUCAACCUCAUCUGGUUUAAGAGAAUGAAAAUUCUGUUUCGAGAGAUAGAUAGUAAUGUUGAUGUUGUUUCCUUUACCCAUGGUUUGGUCUUCCUCGACUUGGGGUGCUCUCCUGGUGUAUCCCUACCUGUAGAAGAGGGCGGACAUGAGUUUUUACUGGAAAGUGACUACCUCACGCGGUUCCACUUGCUCUCAGCCAACCUCACCUACUUCGAGCUUGGUCCACACUGCAACGACACAGUUGAGCUCCAUCGUCUGCCGAUGUACAUGUCGGUACCAGUUUUCGAUCUUGUACUGUUGGACGGACACCAACUACGCACCCAGACGACCUCCGUCCCGUGGGAUCGUGACAGGCUUCUGAUCUCCCAGGUGAUAAUAGGGUUAAAGUCAGUCAGACAAGGUGGUACGCUCGUCGUUAAACUUCCUCUACCGCAUCGCCAUAUUGCUGCACGGAUCAUCUUCCUCCUCCGCAUCUUAUCAAACGAGCUGGUAGGAUGGAAGCCACUUUGCAUGCAUGCCAACCGCGGUCAGUUCUACGCUGUUGCAAAAGGCGUUGGCGAAGGAAAGUCGGGUGGAAAUUUACAGAAUUAUAUUGAAAAACUAGGCUUAUUAUGGUCCGCGUUGACAUUUGGAGGGGAGGAUAACGUGGGGAGAGCCAUGGUUCCAGAGGAUUUAGACUUUAUUAUAUCGAUGAACGAUCUCAGGGACCAUCACUUGGAGUGGUUGUUGGAAUACGGCAAACCAUUCUGGAAAGUUCAGGCAAAUGCUAUGGAAAGGUUCUACUUGAAGAAAGAUCCCAGUGGCCAGUGCGCGCUGUGGUGUCCUGCUCCGGUUAAAGAACAAUUAUGCAUGUGA
Messenger RNA from Psilocybe cubensis, 1047 nucleotides. RefSeq lists its product as uncharacterized. The coding region runs from base 1 to 1047 and encodes 348 amino acids. NCBI's taxonomy places the organism in Eukaryota, Fungi, Basidiomycota, Agaricomycetes, Agaricales, Agrocybaceae. The transcript has 5 exons. The record is from RefSeq and is a predicted model, not a curated record.